AUGCGAGGGAACCAGAAUCCCUACCCUUCCCACCCUCCAUCCAACAGCCAUGUUCCCACAAUCCCUUCCACCCGUCCACUGGUGGCUCUCACACCACCUCGCACCGCUUCCACCCCCCUGCCUGCUACUACCACUCCUCCUGCCACGACCCGUAAUUCUUACACUAUCUCCUCUGACCAUCUUUAUAGCUUCCAAUCAGCCAUUGAUAGCCUCCAGCAGCAGAGUGAAGAGACGCAGCAUACCAUGGCCGAGAUAGCCCGCACACUAUCCUUCCAGACACAACAAUUUGCAGCAUUCCGCAACCAUGUCAUGUCACAUUGGGAUAACCCUCCACCACCACCCCUCAGCUCUUCACCACUACCAUCUACUUCUAUUGGAGCCUGCUCCCCUGCCUUGGGUCGCCCUCACUCCCCUGGCUCUGCAUCCCACACCAACCUCACCUUUGGCUCUUUCCAACACACGCCCAGCACUCCAACGAUGUCCACUACUCGUCCUAUAGCCACAACAUUCAUCCCUCCGCAGAGAGACAGCCACUACACACCCCACCCCCACAUGAGCAGCCGCCCCACCUUCACAUCAUUUCCACAUGAUUUCCAACCAACACCACCAUCUCCACCUCCAAAUUUUCCACCUUUCUAUGAUCUUGAACCACCACAACACUGA
This is a messenger RNA of Argentina anserina (silverweed cinquefoil), 663 nucleotides long. RefSeq lists its product as uncharacterized. The transcript has a single exon. Lineage: Eukaryota; Viridiplantae; Streptophyta; Magnoliopsida; Rosales; Rosaceae. The record is from RefSeq and is a predicted model, not a curated record. The coding region runs from base 1 to 663 and encodes 220 amino acids.